AAAAUAAUAAAAUUCUCUAAUCUGUGAUUCUAAUGAUAAGAUUUUUCAUUCUUUGCUGUUUACUGGCUAUUUAAAUGACAAAAGAAAUGUAAUUUUUAUAUAGUGAAUUAUUAUUAACUAGAUUUUACAGUCUUCGAAGUGGAUCAAACAGUGUUUCGAAAAAGUAGUUGACAAAUAUUUUUUGAAUUUUCAUUAUUUUUCAUCACGCAAACAUGGCGGAAGAAGAUAUAAAGUUGUUGAAGAAAACUAAAAUAUCCGUUUUCGUUGACGAAGCUCUGCCAGACAUUUUAGUAGUAACAUACGAAUUUGGUGUUAAAAUAUUUAAAGGGGUGUUACUUGAUUCUACCAAAAGAAACCUUCCAUGUGGUGUUCCAAACAUGAACCCAGCUUUUAACACCCCUACAAAAAAUCCGGAUGAUGAUACAUUGUAUGCAGUUAACCAAAGAUUUGCUUAUAUGGACCCCAAUGCACCCAAAAAGAAAAAUGUACAAAUGCCUAGCAAAUAUAAAAAUAACAAGAUUAACAAGAUGACAGUCAGAUUAAGGCCACGCCAAGUUUUAUGUUCCAAAUGCAAGGGGAUUUGUAAUGAAAAUUCAGAAAAUGUCUCCAGAAAGAGGAAAGCCUCAGAGAGCUCUCAUAGUUUGUCUUCACCACCACCACGAAGGAAUGCUAAUGCUCCUGUUACCAGAUCAGUCAAUAUUAUGAAUAUUAAAAAAGGAACAAGGGAGAAGGGGCCUUCACUUGUACCUAAAUUAACUAGGUUGACAUUCCAGGAGGAAAGUUCUAUAGGUGUUAGAAUUAAUUUAAAUAGGAAACUAAUAGAAAAAAAUAACCAGGAAAACUCGCAAGAACCAGAUGAAAAGCAUUCCCUGGAUCAUUCCUCUGAUAGUGGCCAUUCUGAUGAUGAUGAAAUCCCCCUAAGGAGUAAAAGAUUAUUGAAAAAGAGAAGGAGUGCCAGUAGUGCUAGUGAGCAAUGGGAUGAUACCAGCCAACAUGAAAAUGCAAAUAGAAACAACAAUCAGGUUUCACAAUUGAACUCCAAUGUCAAUUCUGACCAAAUAGUUAGCUCCAACGUUUCGACCUCUAACACCACUAGAACCAUAAAAAUCUCCUACGGCCCCCAAGGCGAAGGAACAGUCCUGAAGAUACCGGCAACGAUCGAGAACCUGAGCAAUGACGACGAUUCCGAAGAGAACAUAAACAUCCAACCAAAGACCGCCGACAACAAGGCCGUGAGAAGAGCUCUGAAGAGGGCGAAAAAAGAAGCCAGAAGGAAAGAUCUGCUGUCGAGUGGCUCCCAGAUUUAUUUAGGAGUAGUUUCGCCUAGGUACACGAUAGGCAGUGCCUCUCCUAGACAGGGCCUUGGCAGCGCCUCGCCCAGAUAUAAAUACACGCCGUACGAUAUGAAUCCGAGAAGGAGGAAGCACAAAAUGAAGCACAAAAAGAAGCAUAGGGAGGAUAGGGAUAGGGAUAGGAAGCAUAGAGAAGAAGAGGUCAGUUCAACUCAGGACGAUUUUGACUCCAAAGAACAAUGCAUCACUCAAAAACUGUCGAUCAAUCUGAAACGGCUGAACGAUACUGACACCUCUCGAAAUGCAUCAGAUAAAAUGGAAUAUAUCUCUAGUUCCGAUGAACACAACGAGGCUGUACCAAAUUUUCCACCGCCAAAUCCACCUUUGAUGUUGAGAAUCAAUUCUCAAACAUUAUCUAGUGCCAUAGGUGCUGACGGUGUCCGCCUUCUAGUUGGUGAUAUUGUAUGGGGAAAAAUUCUCGGUUUUCCUUGGUGGCCAGGAAAAAUUCUAACAAUCACAAACUGUACUAAUCAAGGCCCUCAAGCUCAUGUUGCUUGGUAUGGAUCUUCAACGUCUUCUUUGAUGCAAUGUGAUCAGUUGAGCCAUUAUCUCGACAAUUUCAAGGUAAGAUACAGUAAAAAGAAGAAAGGUCCUUACAAGGAAGCGAUCAAACAGGCUACUACUGAAGCAAAGGAAAAUGCAGAGAAUAGAGUGAGACAACCUUUAGGAAAUUCACCUUCUCACAAUAUCAUUCAGGUCGUUCCACCAGCUUUGUCAUCACCUAGGGAAAUAGAUGUAGCAUCCUAAUUUCACUGUGUUAAUUUUCUUCAUGAUGUAAAUUCAAUUUUUAAGAUUGUUCAUUUCAUUUUUAUCCUUGUACAUUAUUUUUAUAAAUUAUGAAAUGCAAUUUUAAUCAUC
Molecule: messenger RNA, 2210 nt
Organism: Phaedon cochleariae (mustard beetle)
Lineage: Eukaryota; Metazoa; Arthropoda; Insecta; Coleoptera; Chrysomelidae
Source: the annotation of a GenBank genome assembly